UUCUCUUUCAUAUAUGCUUAUGCUCUUCAAGGAUUCAUUACUCAUAAUUAAAUCCGAUCUUGAGAGAUUGUCAGUGUUUCUGUCCUACUAUAGAUGUAUUUUACCUUGAUGAUGAAAUGAUAAGAGAUUCUUCUCAAAACAAAUAAUUAAGCAUGAAUCACACUAUGUGCGGUGUUCCAUGAUGUUGCUUCAACCCACCAAAUCUAUACCAAUAAUUAGACGAACAAGAAGGAUAAAGAAAACCACUAUGUUCACUCUUAUAUAAGCAUAUUUGUAAAAAUAUCCUGUUCAACAUUUCAGCGAUGGCUGAUAUACUGCAAGAUUACGCCUUACAACUACUUAUCUUCCUGGGCUCUCUCUUCUUGCUUCAGACUAUCUUUGCCAAAACUCGUAACAAAGCUCACCUCCCACCAAGUCCUAGGGCCCUGCCAAUCAUAGGGCAUAUGCACCUCCUAGGUCCUAUUCCUCACCAAGCUUUUCACAAGCUCUCAACUCGCUAUGGACCUCUGCUUUACUUCUUCAUUGGCUCAAAACCUUGUGUUCUUGCUUCCACUCCAGAAAUUGCAAGAGAAAUCCUUAAAAAUAAUGAAUCUAAUUUCAUGAACCGCCCUAAAGUAGCCAAUCUUCAUUAUCUUACUUAUGGCUCAGCUGAUUUUGCCACCAUACCAUAUGGACCCCAUUGGAAGUUCAUGAAGAAACUCUGCAUGACCGAGUUGUUGGGCAGUCGAACGCUAGACCAGUUCCUGCCGAUCAGACAGCAAGAGACAAUGCGGUUCUUGAAGGUAGUAUUGAGUAAAGCUUCAGCAAAAGAUGCAGUUAACAUUGGUGGAGAGCUGAUGAGAUUGACCAAUAACAUAAUGUCGAGAAUGGUGCUUAGAACAAGGUGUUCUGGAAAAGACGAUGAAGCCGAUGAGGUGAGAAAGCUAGUGAAAGAGUUGAACGAGUUAGGAGCAAAGUUUAACUUGUCAGAUUCAAUUUGGUUCUGCAAGAAUUUGGAUUUGCAGGGUUUUGAGAAAAGGCUUAAGGAUGCUCGAGAUAGGUAUGACAGUAUGAUCGAAAGGAUCAUUAAGGAACAUGAAGAGGCAAGGAAAAAGAAGGAAAUGGAUGAUGGAGGUGAUAGAGUGAAGGAUGUGCUUGAUAUUUUACUCGAUAUAUAUGAAGACGAACACGCAGAGAGAAGAUUAACCAUAGAAAACAUUAAGGCAUUCAUUAUGAACAUAUUUGGAGCUGGAACAGACACAUCUUCCAUUACGGUGGAGUGGGGACUAGCAGAGCUCAUCAAUCAUCCACAUGUGAUGGAGAAAGCAAGACUAGAGAUUGACUCUGUUGUGGGAAAUACCAGACUAGUGGAGGAAUCAGAUAUAGCUAACCUUCCCUAUCUUCAAGCUAUAGUCAAGGAAGUACUAAGGCUUCACCCCACUGGGCCAUUAAUUGUGAGAGAAUCAUCUGAAGAUUGCACUAUUGCUGGCUACACAAUUCCAGCAAAGACCAGACUAUUCGUUAACAUCUGGUCACUUGGCAGGGAUCCAAACCACUGGGAAAACCCACUUGAGUUUAAGCCGGAGAGGUUUACUGGUGAAGAAUGGAGCGCAAAGAAUAAUAUGCUUGACGUGAGGGGGCAGCAUUUUCAUCUCUUGCCAUUUGGGACAGGAAGAAGAAGUUGCCCUGGUGCAUCAUUUGCACUGCAAUUUGUUCCAACAACUCUUGCUGCUAUGAUCCAAUGCUUUGGAUGGAGAGUUGGUGACUGUGAGAAUGGUACUGUUGACAUGGAAGAGGGACCAGGGCUAACACUUCCCAGAGCCCAUUCUCUGGUGUGUUUCCCCGCGGUUAGGCUCAGUCCAUUGUUGUCAAUCUGAUCAUGGUUCGUGAAGAUGCGAGUAUUAUUAAGGUUAUGAAAACUAAUCGCAGAACUGUUUGUUAGAACUGGAUGUUGAACCUACUCUGGAAACUUUAAAAGGGGUUACUGUUAUACUUUGUAUAUAUUUAUAAUUCAAGGAACUUCUCUCUGUUCUGUUCA
Molecule: messenger RNA, 2017 nt
Organism: Ricinus communis (castor bean)
Lineage: Eukaryota; Viridiplantae; Streptophyta; Magnoliopsida; Malpighiales; Euphorbiaceae
Product: 3,9-dihydroxypterocarpan 6A-monooxygenase
Exons: 2
Coding region: 303-1856 (517 amino acids)
Cellular component (GO): membrane
Molecular function (GO): heme binding; oxidoreductase activity, acting on paired donors, with incorporation or reduction of molecular oxygen, NAD(P)H as one donor, and incorporation of one atom of oxygen; iron ion binding
Source: RefSeq, a predicted model, not a curated record